Messenger RNA from Naumovozyma castellii, 1350 nucleotides. It is a transcript of the gene AGA1, whose product is annotated as Aga1p. The record is from RefSeq and is a predicted model, not a curated record. The coding region runs from base 1 to 1350 and encodes 449 amino acids. Lineage: Eukaryota; Fungi; Ascomycota; Saccharomycetes; Saccharomycetales; Saccharomycetaceae. The transcript has a single exon.
AUGCUAUUUACUAAAUCAUUAAUACUUCCAUUCGCUCUCCUCCUUUCUGUUAAGAACGUCCAAGCACAAGAUGCAUCUUCCGUCAUUACUGGAACAACCUCAAUCGCAAAGACAAUAACGUCAGCGGAUGAUAAUGGUCAAGUGGUUACUAUAACUUCAUAUGAUAUGUCCACUUUCACAUCAACCGUGUGUCCAACUUGUACAGUUUUACCAACAACAACUUUGAAAGUGACUUCUCAUUUCACUUCUUAUGUCUGUCAAACUUGUUAUACUACCACUAUUCCAAAAUCUUCUUCUUCUUCCAGUUCUUCAAGUUCAAUCCAAUCUUCUUCCUCUGCAGUGAUUUCUUCAAGUUCAAUUGUGUCAUCCUCAUCUUCUCCAAUUCCAACUACAUCCACCACAUCAUCAACUUCAACAAGUACUCCAAUCACAAGUUCUGCUGAAUCUUCUUCAGUUCCAACCACCUCCACCACUUCUAGUACUCCAUUCACAAGCUCUGUUGAAUCUUCAUCAAUUCCAACCACCUCCACUAUUUCUAGUACUCCAAUCACAAGCUCCCUGCAAUCUUCCUCAGCACCAAGCUCAACUACAAUUUCAUCUGAGAGUUCUUUGAUCUCAUCUGCUCCCGCUUGCACUGGUAUUGAAUGUUAUACAUCUAGUUCUGUCCCAACAUCAACCCCAACACCAAGUACUUCAAGCAUAACCCACAACAACAUCACUUCUACUUCCGCCUCCUCCGCCUCCUCCUCCAUCCCUCCUGUUGUUUCCAUUUCUACCAUCACAACUACUGUCAGUAACAUCACAAGUAUCUACACUACCACUUGUCCCUUAACUUCAGUUCAUACCACAAUCGUCUCCAUUGAAUCAUGCUCUAAUGGAGAAUGCACCAUUCCAUCCACUCUUGUUCCAAUUACAACCUCAUCAUCCCCUAUUGAAACUGAAACAACAACCAUUAAUGAAUCAUGUACAGGUUCAGAAUGUCAAAUUAAACCAACUUCUCAAUCAACUUCCUUCCCAGGCACAACUGUCACCACUACUACCACUACCCAACCAACCACUCCUCUAUCUGUCCCAACCACUAUUACAACUACUACUUCUGUUACUCCAGUUUGUGAAGGUGAUAACUGUAAGACCACACUUACUUCCGUUGCCACUACUACAUCUGUAUCUACUAAACCUAAUACCCCAACUACUUCUUCCUCUUUUGUCGUUCAACAAUCAUCCUCUAUUAAUACCAUCCCAUUGAUUCCAUCAUCAACUCAACCAAUGAUCAGUAACUUCGAAGGUAACGCUGUUAGAUUAUCAGCAGGCAGUGUCUUGAUGUCAUUGUUGUUGGCAUUGAUCAUUUAA